Phyllostomus discolor (pale spear-nosed bat) is the source of this 4600-nucleotide messenger RNA. Its product is annotated as cytochrome c oxidase assembly factor 5. Gene Ontology annotation, biological process: mitochondrial respiratory chain complex IV assembly. The record is from RefSeq and is a predicted model, not a curated record. The transcript is spliced from 3 exons. NCBI's taxonomy places the organism in Eukaryota, Metazoa, Chordata, Mammalia, Chiroptera, Phyllostomidae. Gene Ontology annotation, cellular component: mitochondrion. Bases 103 to 327 code for a protein of 74 amino acids.
CGCUUUCCGGUUCCUUCUGCAGUGGGUGUCGCAGGUGCACAGCGUAGUCGCGGACGCUGCCGACCGAGGCAGUCCGAGCGGCAGCAGCUGGGAAGUGCAACCAUGCCGCGGUAUUACGAGGACAAGCCGGACGGCGGCGCGUGUGCCGGCGUGAAGGAGGACCUGGGCGCAUGUCUGUUGCAGUCCGACUGUGUGCUUCAGGAAGGAAAAUCCCCUCGGCAAUGUCUGAAGGAAGGACACUGCAAAGCUCUGAAAUAUUCAUUUUUUGAAUGUAAAAGAUCAAUGUUGGAUGCCAGAUCAAGAUUCAGAGGAAGAAAAGGAUAUUGAUAAGUAUUAUGUUGAAACCAAGAUGGAAACAACAAAGGAUUUCCUCUGGUCAUUAAAACACAGAAAUCAAGAUAGGAAAUGUACUUUUAUCUUAUACCUGUUCGGUUGGACCACAGAACCCUAGAGAGAAUGGAUGAGUUCUGGUUUUGAAUGUGUAUAAAGUAGAUUUUUCUCUUGCUCUAAGUUAUUUUUAGAAGGAAAAUUUAAUUGACUAGUUAUGAGUGCAGAGUAUAAUAAAUGUGUUUUAAGAAUUAUUCUAAAGCACAAAGAUUGUUAUUUCCAAACUUGACUCCUUAACCAAAUGACACAUUUUGUACAUCCUUUGUGAAUAUCAUGAAGGCCACUGAGGGGACUGUUAAAAUCAGUAACAUGGAGCCUGGGGAGAAAACGUCCUUCGGGAAAGUUUAGGAUGAAGCUUUUCUUUUAUUCAGUCCUAUUUAGUUUUAAAAUAAAUUGUGCUUGAUUUCUUGGAGAAGAAAGGCCUCAUUUGCACUGAUUCACUGAGGUAACAGCCUCAGAACCUUAAUAUCAUAUGUUAGGCAAAGCUGAAUGCAAAGCCCCAGAUUCCGUUGCCAGAGCCCUUUGCCUCCAUCUCUUGACCUUACAGUUUUUGCUCCCUGGCCUCACUUUCAGGCUGCCCCUCUCUUGUAAUGGGAAAGAGAACAGUGUCAGCCAAAGUCAUGUCCUUAAGAUCCAUGAUCCAAAAAGAGAGAAUCUCCUUUACCUGGGGCCACAUGUCAGAUUCUACAGAAUUAGACUAUUAGACUAUUGUCUUCCCUGGAUCACCUGCCCUUGAAUUACACCAGUCCCGGUGGAAAAAGGAAUAGGGCCAGGCUCUCAGCCAGGCCUGGGUCUCAUAAUUCCCAUGAGAAUCACACUUGUUGAGUGAUGGGCCUCUUCUCAAAAAGAAAAGAGGAUUCAGUUCAAACUGAAAAAAUAGAUGUGUUCACUAUGGAAAGCAAGAGUAAAAAACAUGAAAUGCUUGAAAAAGUUUAGAAUCACAGUAAUUUUAUUCUGGUCACUUAAUACAGUACAGAGCUGAAUAUGAAUCCAAAUUUUCAACUUUAUUUUCAGUUUUGAAGAAUGAAGAACCAUGGCUUCUUUAUAACAUCCACAGGUUAUUGGAGUUAAAGCAGUCAAGGUAUUCCGUAGCUUGUUUCUUUUAAAUGCUCACAUAAAGUUGUGAGGAUUCCACACAGCAGUAGUCCUUGUUGCCGAACCCCAGAGGUCUAUUGCAUGUACUACUUUUCACUGAGAAAGGGAAAGUGAUGGUUUUAUUACUUAAGUGCUACAAGUUUAAUUAAGAAUAACUUUGAUAAGGAAUCUCACUAAAAUUGUUAUUGAACUCUUAGUAACAGCUUUAUUGAGAGCUUCAUUUGGAGAAAUUCACAUGCUAUAAAAUUUACCCUCGAACUAUAUACAAUUCAGUUGUUUUGUAUUUUGAUUUUUUAGUCAGAGUUGUGCAACAUUACCAUUAAUUCCAGAACAUUUUCAUCUCCUCAAAGAGAAACCCCAUACCCUUGAGCAGUUACUCCCAUUCUCCUCUUUCCCCGAGCACCCAGCAACCAUUUAAUAUACCUUCUCUGUCUGUAGAUUUGCCUUUGUAGGAUUAUACAUGGCCUUUUGUGACUGGCUUCUUUCACUUAGUGUUUUCAAGGCUCAUCCAUAUGUAGCAUGUCUGUACUUAAUUCAUUUUUGCAGAAUAAUAUUCCACAGCAUAGCUAGACUGCAUUGUUUUUAUCCAUUCAUCAGUCAUUUGCACCUUGGGGCUAUUAUGACUAAUGUUAUAAUAGGGUAUACAGGUGGUCCUGGAAUAUGUAUUUAUUAAAUGUCGUUUUGUUAUAACACUGAUGUGAUGCUGUAGAAGCAUAACUCUUGUUUAUAUCAAUUAGCCUGUGGUAAAAAUUGGUUUCAUUAUAGGCUGUUUCACUUAAAGUCCAGAACCUAUCAAUGACGUUAAGUGAGAAUUUACUGUAUACCUAAGAGUGGUGUUACUGGGUCAUUUAACUCAAUGCUUUGAUGAGCUGCCACACUUUUCCACCGUGGCUACACCAGCAUCGAAGGAAGAUUUCAGUUUGUCUACAUUGUUACCAACGGUUGUUAUUUUCCAUCUACUUGAUAAUAGACAUUCUAGGUUUGAAGUGCUAUCUGGUAUCUAAUUGGGAUUUCAAUUGGCAUUUCCCUAAGGGUUAUGAUAUUGAGCAUGUUUUCAGGUGCUUAUUGGCCACUUUUAUAUCUUUAGAGAACUGUCUGCUCAAGUCCUUUAUCCAUUUUUCAACUGAGUUAUUUUUUUUAUUAUUGAGUUGUAAGAGUUCUUUAUAUGUUGUGUAUACAAGUUCCUUAAACACAAAUCAAUGGUAAAUGUUUUCUCCCAAUUUGUGAUUUGUCUUCACUUUCUUUAUGCUGUCUUUUGAAACAAAUUUUAAUGUUGAUGAAUUAAAUUUAUCUGUUUUUAUUUUGUUUAUCUAAAAAAACCACUGCCUAACCCAUUUAUGGACAUUUAUUCCUAUGUUUUCAUGUAAGAGUUUUAUAGUUUUAGUUUAUGUGUAGCUCUAUAAUCCAUUUAAAAAAUAAUUUCUGAUACUUUCAUUAGUAACUGUAUAAUUAGUGGUAUAAUAGAAUAUACCUAAUGUAAAAUUUAUUAUCUUUACCACUUUUUAAGUAUAUAAUUUAACAAUGUUAAGUAUAUUCACCUUGUUAUACAACCCAUCUCUGGAACAUUUUUCAUCUUACAAAACUGAAACAUUAUACCCAUUAGACAACCCCUCAUCACCCUGUCCCUCCAACCCCUGGCAGCCACCGUCUACUGAUGGUGAGCAUCAUUUCAUGUUGUUGUUGGGCAUAUGUAAACCUUUUUUGGAGAAAUGCCUACUCAGGUUCUUUGCUCAUUUUUAAGUAGGAUUGUGUGCUCCUUUGUUGAAUUCUAGUUCUUUGUAUAUGCUAGAUAUUAACCCUUUACAGAUAUAUGAUUUGUAAAUAUUUUCUCCCAUUUCUUUUCACUCUGUUGAUUGUGUUCUUUGAUUGAUAUAGUCCACUUUAUCUGUUUUUACUUUUGUUGCUUAUGGUUUUGGUGUCAUAUCCACAAAAUCAUUGCUCAGUCUAAUAAAGUUCUUUCCUUACAUUUUAUUCUAGGAGUUGUAUGUUUUAGUUCUUAUGUUUAGGUCUUUGAUCUAGUUUGAGUUGAUUUUGUAUAUUGUGUAAGGUAAGGUCUAAUUUCAUCCUUUUGUAUACUGAUAUCCAGUUUUCCCAGCAUCUUUGGUAAAAAGACUGUCCUUUCCUCUUUGAAUGGUGUUGGCACCCUUGUUGAGGAUCAUUUGUCUGUACAUAUGCCAGGGUUUAUUUCUGUGUUAUCUGUUCUGUUUCACUGAUCUAUGUCUGUCUUUAUGCCAUCCAUGCCACGCAGUUUUGAUCACUGUAGCUUUGUAGUAAGUUUUGAAAUCAAGAAAUGUGAGACCUCCAACUUUGUUAUUUUUUGGGGUUGUUUUUGCUAUUCAGAGUCCAUUGAGAUUCCAUAUGAAUUUUAGGAUGGAUUGAAUCUGUUUAUCACUUUGAGGAAUAUUGGCAUCUUAACAGUAUGAAGUCUUCCAAUCCAUUUACAUGAGAAGUCUUUCCUCCUGUUGAUGUUUUCUUUAAUUUCUUUCAGCAACAUCUUGUAAUUUUUCAGUGUAUAAGACUCUUGCUUCCUAAAUAGAUUAGGUUUAUUCCUAAGUGCUUUCUCUCUCUCUCUUUUUUUUAAUGCAACUGAAAAUUGAGUUGUUUUCCUAAUUUUCUUUUUAGGUUAUUUGGAUGAUGGGUUAACUUUUUAUAAUUUUAUUGUGAAACAGUAGACAUACAGAAAAAUAUAUAGGAUGUUUGUAUAAUGUUAACUAAUAAUUAUGUAUCUUCACGUUACUACCAUCCAGGUCAAUAGAACAUUGAAUGACCCCUUGUAACACCUGACUUUUCUCAGAGGCCCUUCUGCUCGCCUCUGAGACAAAACCACUCUUCUGGUGUUUGCCACACUCUGCUCUUAAGUUUUCCUCCUCCCUUGAGCUUGUUGCAUUUGGCUCCUUGAGAUGUAUUCGAGUACUGUAGUCUCCCCUUAUCUAUGGGGAAUAAUGUUUCAAGACCCCCAAUGGGUGCCUGAAACUAUGCAUAGUACUGAACCUUGUAUAUACUAUGUUUUUCCCUAUACAUACAUACCUUUGAUAAUGUUUCAUUUAUAAAGCAGGCAAAGUAAGAGAUUAGCAGUAACAAAAAUGGGAUAAGUAUAACAAUAAACUAAUAAAAGUUA